Drosophila hydei is the source of this 24863-nucleotide messenger RNA. RefSeq names its product titin-like. The transcript is spliced from 25 exons. NCBI's taxonomy places the organism in Eukaryota, Metazoa, Arthropoda, Insecta, Diptera, Drosophilidae. The record is from RefSeq and is a predicted model, not a curated record. Gene Ontology annotation, molecular function: protein binding.
CUAUGUGUUGGGGGGCCGUCAGACGAUCGCCAGCAUUGAUAGUGAGCGCGACAAACGAAUAACUCGAGCAAAUUCGCGAAAACGAACAACGAAACAACAAACAAAACUCAACUAACUUAAGCUAAACACAUUUCUUUUAGAGAAAAAUAAAAAACAAAUACAAAAUGCACAACAACUAAGCGAAAGACGCGCGCAAUAAUAAAUAUAUAUAAAAUAGAAAACAAAAGAAAACUAAACGGGAAAGAUUAAACGACGCCCACGCCUACACACAAAACAACACGUAGCCACUAAGCCGAGAACAACACUCAACACACACACACAUAGAGACAGAGACACAGUUCAGCAGCCACAAAGACAAAGACAGACAGCGCAACAGCCACAACAUGGAACGUCGUCAAACGUUAGACUCAUCGAUGUCUUCACUGUACUCGGCCAGCUCCUCGAAUCGCCAGCUCCAGCUACAGCCACAGUCGCACUCUCAGUCACAGACGCAGCUAGACGCCUUCAAUUAUUCAGCAACAAUGUCAUCAUCGUCGCCAACGCCAAGCCAGGCAACGACGUCCUCCUCUCUGCGUGCCACCACAAUUGGCACCGUUGUCGUACGCUGUGGACCCAUACAGCUGGUGAUAGCGCUCUUGCAAAGUCCCGAAAAGAUUUACAUCAAAGUUGUGGAGCUGGAGCCAAAAAUAACAGCGCUCGGCGACAAUCUGGACGAGUCGCUGCACAUGCAAAGGGAGCACGAUGAGACGCUGCGUAAUCUACAGAACCUGCCUGGGCCCAUGGAUGAGUUCGUGCAGAAGGCCGACAAAUUGCUGGCCAGCAAACGCAUCAGCUCGGAGCUAGUCAAUGCCAUGGCCGACACACUGAACAUCAUUUGGCAGGAUAUACUGAAUCUGCUGCAGGAUCGCCAGCACAUUUUGCACCUGUGCACACAGUUUCACGACAAGAUGACGCAGUGCUUCAGGCGCAUGGAUCAGCUGGAGGGGGCUUGCAACGAGGCGCCGCUGCCCGCCGAGGUGGCUGGCGUUCAGGAGUUCCUCAACAAAUUUAAACAGCUGCGCAUCGACAUGCUGACCGGCGUAAUGGCGGCGCUACAGGAUGGCAACGAGCUGCUGUCCCAGCUGCAGGAGUUGGAGAAGCUCGAGACACUGGACACACGACCGGAGCACAUCAAACGCGAUGCAACUCGAGCUGUGCAUCAGGUGCAGCAGUGGCUGGAAGCGUUGCACGAUCGUCGCAACUCCCUGGAGCUGGCCUGGCAGACGCGCAAGGCACAGCUGGAACAGUGUCUGGCCCUAAAGCUGCUUGGCCGCGAGCUAAUCGAGCUGGAGGCAGCACUGCAGCAGGCCAAGCACGAGCUGAACACAAUGUACAGCCUGGGCGAGUGCGAGCACACGGCCAAUCAGACGCUGCUCAAGUAUCGGGAGUGGAAGCAGCAGGCGCUGCUGCUGCGCGAUCGUGCUCUCAAGAUUACGCGCGCCAAGGAGAAGGUUCAGGCGCCGGGCUACUUUGCUGGCGAUGAGGAUUGCGCUCGUGCCUAUGCUGUGCUCAGCAUCUGCACAGAGCACCUAGAUUUGGUGGAUCAGCGUGAGCAUUGGCUGCAACAGUCACGCGACUUCUUUGCCAAAGCGGAGCAUACGCUGAGCGUGCUGGAGAAGCUGGAACUGGAGCUGGCCAGCGUCAAGCUGCCGCCCAAUUCACCCGAAAGCUAUGCCAUGUUCGCCAAGGUGUCGCGAGACGUGCGCACUUUCACCGAGGAGCCGCUGCGGCUGGGCUAUGGCAUACUGGACGAGGUGGGACGCACACAGCCCGAGACACAGGGCAUCAAACGUGUGCUGGACGAGCUGGAGAACCGCAAGGCGUACAUCGAGGGCAUCUGUGCGAACAGCAGCGAGGAUCAUCAGCGAGUGCAACGAGCUCUAACCGAGUUUCUCUCGCAACACAACGAGCUGCUCGCUUGGCUGCGUGCCUCUGGUCAGCUGCAGCUGCAGCAGAGCGUGAAUAUGGGUCGCAAUCUGCAUCAGGCCAAACAGUUUCUGCUGCAGCAUCAUGAGCUAAUGCAGGAUCUGGAGGUAAGCAAAAUGAGCAACUCGUAGUGGACUUUACUUACCCUUACCCUUACGCUCACACAGAUUAAGGGCGAGCUGAUCAAUCUGCUGCUGGAGUCCAUUAAGCAGCAUCUAGAGUCGCUGAGCCCGCAGCAGCGCUUCGAUGUGGACUCCAAGGCCGAGGCAUUGCACAAGCACUGGAUUGAGCUGAAGGAUCUGGUGCUGAAGCGCGUCGACUACGUGUCGCUGCUCAUCGAGUUCUUCGAGCAGGCCAACGAGCUCUCUAGUCAGUUCGAUCAUUUGCAGCGCCAGCUACUGCAAACGCCCGACGAGCACAAGCUGCAGUUCCUACAGGCCACAUGGGCCAACAUUGCCGCCAGCUACGCGGAACUCAAGUCAUCCGGCCAGCGAUUCAUCAGCCUAAAAAUUGUGGAUCCAUAUCUCGAGACGAAGCCCUCAGUGCAGGCAGUGGAGGAGACGCUGAACGGCUUCAGUAAGCGGCAAGUCGACGUGACGAGCAGUCUGGAAAAUUGGACAACGACCAUUGCGGAAAAGCGCGAAGUAGAAUAUCUGCUAGAGAAAGUCAUGAGUGACAACGAGGAGACUGUGGCCAAGAGCACGCAGGUGGACACACAGCUGUAUCCGGUGUUCAGCACAUCCAGCUUGGACUCCAAGCAGCUGCUGACGAGCACACGCGAGAAGCUCAGCUAUGUGACACAGGACAUAGAGCGCGCCCAGGAGGAGAUACAGCAGCGCAUACAGACGACGCUGAGCAUACAGACCAAGGAUCAGCAAUCGCUGACCAAGAUCGAGCAGGUGAUCAACAAUUUGCGCAUGCUGAAGGCGAAAUUGGAUGGCAUCAAGUACGACUAUCGCACGCUGCUGGAGAGCGUGCUGCAGUUCCUCGAGAACAUCGUGCAGCUGCGCCGAGAGAUCGAUGGGUAUUUUGCCAAACAGCAGUCGAGCGCGACGGGCCCAUCUUCGGGCGUGGAGCGCACCAUAGCCGAGCAUGAGAAAUUCCGCGAUCAGUGCAUGGAUAAAUUUAGAUCGUUAAUCACACAAUCCGAACUGCUGAUCGAUCGUGUGCGCGUAUUGGAGCCACCGGGCGCUCGCGAAAUCGACACUGAUCGCAUUUUGAAGUUGUUGGAGAAUUUGCGCAUUCACUUCGAGUCGAAUAGCAGCGCCACAAUGUCCACUCUGGAGCGUCUCGAGAAGAUCGAGCAGUUUCGCAGCGACCUGGAGGAUAUCGAUCGCAGUCUGGACAGCGUCAGCAAGCAGCUGCACGAUAUUAAUGGCCAGAGUGUGGAUAGUCUAGCAGCUGCCAAGACUACAUCGCUGGCAUUCGAAUACUUUGAACGUACCAUAGAGCUGCUCGAGAAGCGCAUCGAGAAGUUUACAGAGACCACGAGCCAGCAGCUGUUCAUUAGCAAUCCCGAGAGCGAAGCGUAUGUGAAGGACGAGCUGCGCAAGCUCAACGAUAAAUGGCAGAGCUUCAAGGAUCAAGUGAAGCAGAAACGAAAGAGCCUCAAUCAGGCUAACGAGUUCUUCGAGGUGGUCGAGAAGAUCGAUGCGGAGUACCGCGAGAUCAGCUACUUCUACAACAGCGUCUCCAAUAAGGUGCCCUAUUUACGCGAUGCCGUCGAAGCCUCGAAUCUGGUAAAUGACAUUGAGAAAUAUGUGACCACUCGAGAGCCAGCGCUGCGCUCCAAGCUGGACAGCGCUUCGCAGUGUGCGCACGACAUGAACAAGGUCUCAACGCUCUACAACGACGUGAUGAAUAUUUUCCAAUCGUUUAUCAAACUGAAGACGGACAUCAACACGGUGCAGGAGCGUCUGAGCCAGGAACAGCGUCAGCGUGACCAACGGGAGCGCGAGGCACGCGCUCAGGCCGAGCGAGAGAAGGCGAUUCGUGAGGCAGAGGCCAGAGAGCGUGUGGCACGCGAGGAGCAAGCGCGUCUGGAGGCGCAACGUCAGCAGGCUGCCAUUGAGCAGGCGCAGCGCGAGCUGGCGGCCAGACAAUUAUCGCUGCGCGAGCAGGCGGUGCGGGAGGAAGAGGCGCGUCUGCAGGCCGUGCGCGAACAGGCGGCCAGGGAGCAGUUGGCCCGAGAGCAGGCUGCGCGCGAGGAGGAGCAGCGCAUACAAACGCUGCGUGACAUAGCCAAGCGUGAGGAGGAGCUGCGCAUGCAGGCGCUGCGCGAUGAGGAGGCGCGUCUGCAUAUAAAACGCGAGGAAGAGUUGAGAAUAAAGCGUGAAGAGGAGAUCCGGCUAAGGCGCGAAGAGGAGACUAGGCUGCAGCGCGAAGAGGAGGCCAGGCAAAAGCGCGAGAAUGAAUUGCGCAUACAGCGCGAGGAAAUAACGCGCCUGCAAACGCUGCGCGAUCAGGUCGAUCAGCAGCGCACCGUCACGGAGAACAUACGCAAAGACAUUCAGGUGAACCAGAUUUUCACGGAGCUGCGCUACGCCUCGCCGCUGUUCGUGCGCCCACUGAAGGAUGCGUUGACCCGCGAGGGCGAACGCUUCGUAUUCGAAUGCGAGGUCACGGGCACACCAGAGCCCAGCGUCGAGUGGUUCAAGGACGGCAUCAGCAUUCAAAGCAAUGCGGAUUACAAGACCAGCUUCGACAAGGGCAUUUGCCGAUUGGUCAUAGAGGAGACCUUUGCCGCGGACACGGCACGCUUCAGCUGCCGCGCCUCCAAUCUUGUGGGCACCUGCGACACCAAUGCCACGUUGACGGUACGCGAGAAUGCCGCCGAGCUGCAGCUGGUGCCGCCGCGCAUCCUGCGCUUCCUGGAGAGCGGCAAGGCCACCGAAGGCACCGCCUUCCAGUUCUCGUGCGUGGUCAGCGGUGUGCCGCUACCCACCGUGCAGUGGUUCAAGAACGACAAAUGCAUCGACGACUCGCCGGACUAUGUGAUCAGCUAUAACAAUGGCGAGGCCAUGCUGCGCUUCGACGAGGUGUUCCUCGAGGAUGAUGCCGUCUACACCUGUAGCGCCUCGAAUCCCGCUGGCAUAGAACACUGCUCGGCUAGUUUGAUUGUUGAACCAUUAGAACCCACUGAGCUGCCCUGCUUCAAGAUGCCGCUCCAGAACGCAAUGGCGCGUGUUGGACAGAAAAUCAAGAUGGAGGCCUUGGUCACCGGAAUACCGCAGCCCGAAAUCUGCUGGCUACACAAUGGCAAACCAUUUCAGCCACGCGACUCAAAAUACGAAAACGGACGCGUUACGCUUACAAUACCGCAAGCUUAUCCAAACGACGCCGGAUCCUACGUGUUGAGUGCUAAGAACUUGGCUGGCGAAGCUUACAGCAGUUGCAACAUUAUUGUCAAGGGUCGUCUGCCAAACGAGACGUCCGAUUCUGAGAUGGCUAGCGACAUCGAGCCCAUCCGUCCGGCGGUGCAUAUUCCGCUGAAGGACGUCUUCAUAUUCGAGGGCAAGCCAGUGCGCUUGGACUGUGUGAUUGUGGGCCAGCCCGAGCCGGAGGUCAUUUGGUAUCACAAUGAGCGACCCGUGAAGGAGUCGGCUGAUGUGCAGCUGCUAUUCCAGGGCGAUCGGUGCUCGCUGUUCAUACAGGAGGUCUGCCAAGAGGAUGGCGGCAACUAUAAGGUGGUUGCCAUCAAUUCAGCGGGCGAGGCUUCGAGCAGUUGUGAUCUGAAGGUGACUUCGCUGAACGCGGAGGCAGCAUCUAGAGUGCAGCUUGAUCGGCAAUCUGUGCCCAAGGAGUCGCAGCCCAAAUUCGAGCGUUUGCUCUCCGAUGUGCUGACCGAUGAGGGCGAGCAGGUGGUGCUAGAGGUGCACGCCAACGGCGAUCAACCAUUGAAAGCUCAGUGGUAUCUGGCCAACAAGGAGCUGCAGCUGAACGAACGCGUCACCACGCAGUCCGAUGCCGAGGCUGGCAUAUUCAAGCUCAUACUGAACAACGUGGCUGCCAGCGACAAAGGCGUCUACACGGUCAAGGUCUCGAACAAUGCGGGCGAUGCCAAAUGCUUCUCUCAUCUAAUUGUCAAGUCAGUGAAUGCCCCUGAGAAUCGUCGCAGCAGUCAAUCAUCUGUGGAGAUCGUCGAGCGACAGCUGUGCCCCGAGUUCAAAGAGCUCUUCAGUGACAAGCAGGCCCACAUCGACGAUGUGGUCAAGUUCGAGUGUAUUGUGGUGGGCAAGCCAACCCCCAAGGUGCAUUGGUUUUUCAAUGAUCAGCCGGUGCACGGUCACAAUUUCCUCGUCUCCACCAGCGGCGAUCGUCAGGUGUUGACGAUUCAGCAGUUAACGCACGAUGCCGUAGGCAAGAUCAGCUGCACCGCCGAGAACGACGCAGGCAAAGCAACUUGUGUGGCCUUCCUGAAUAUCAUUGGCAGCAGCCCAGUGCCAGCCUCUAGUAAUUUGCAGACCAUGACACAGGAGCACAAUACCGAAUCAUCGCGUGUCACCAUCAAGAAGCAAACCUUCACCACUACCUCCACGUCGCAGGUCAACUCGUAUGAAGGCAACGCGCCACAGACAGAGGUACAUCAUUCCUCGGCGCACAUUGAUCAGUCGCUGAAGCAGCUGGGACAACAGCGGCCCGAGAUUGUUGAGAGCCAUCACUACCAGGAGCUGCACAAGAGCAAAGGAAUGAGCAGCCCCGCGGUGCAACAGAAGUCCUUUACGCUGGUUCAGUCCACCAAUGGAGCUGCAUCAGUGCCAGCAAUUGGUAUGCCCGAGUCGCCAACGAGGCUGCGCAGGGAGAUAGCGCCACGUUUCACCACACCACUAACGGGCAAGAUUGUGGAUCAGGGCGCCAACGUGAGCAUGGAGGCCAUCUAUGACAGCUAUCCCUCGCCCGAGAUCAAGGUGGAGAAAAAUGGCGAUCAACUGUUCGAUACUCCGCACACCAAGAUAUCCAACAAAAACAAUCGCGUGACUAUUGAACUAAAGGACGUGAGCGUGGCCGAUGCUGGACGAUAUGCGGUGACAGCCUCGAACGCGGCGGGUCAGUCAACAAGCACAGCGGAUCUGGUGGUGAAAAAGACCAUCUUUCCGCCAGUCUUCGGUCGUCGUUUGCAGGCGCAGGUUAGCAGAAAGGGUGAGCGAUUGAUUAUGGAGGUAGAAGUGACUGGACUGCCAGAUCCUACUGUCACCUGGCUAAAGGAUGACAUACCACUCCAGGAUGCUGGCAUCUCUGAGCAUCGCCUGCUUGCCCAGGGCAACUCGUACAAGCUGAUCAUCGAGAAAGCACAUACAACGGACUCUGGCAAGUAUAUGGUGAGAGCAACGAAUGCUGGCGGCGAGGCCAAGAGCAUUGCGGACUGCGUCAUAUUGGAGCCAUCGCCAGAACGCAUGCAGGAGGUGGUCAAGACCAUCGUCUAUGAGGCGCCAGCCAGUGAAUUCAAAACUGAAAGCCACUUCAACAAAGAGCCCCAAUCCUAUCAGACCAAUCAAACCGAUGAAACCACUGCCAACGAUCUGCAUGGCCUGUCCGAGUCGAAAGUAAUCACUGAGCAUCGUUGCACCACUGAGGCAACGAUGCGUCUAGAGCACAAAUCGACAUAUCAAGACCUGCCCGAGCUGAGUCAGCGACCAAAGACACCAACCACCAACACCACCAACACCACCACCACUACCAGUACCAACAACACUGCCAGCAUGGACCAGACCGAUACACAGACCAGUUAUAAGACUGGCGUCACACAAACCCCGCCGCCAGUGCCACCCAAGCCCUGUGCGCCCGUUGUGGGCACGGCUUUUGGCCAGCAGGCGCAGGCGCAGCCACAACCACAACAACCACCGCAGAUGCAGACGCAAAUCAACACCAGAUACGAGAGCAGCAGCAACGAACACAAAAUGUCCUCAUCCUUUGAGUACUUCAAGAAGAUCGAUGAGGAAACCGUGACACAACGACCCAAACCACAGGCGCAACGGCCCCUAGAGACGGUGGUGCGUCAGCCGCAAGCGCAAACGCUGGCCGAGGAGCUGAGAAGCUUGAAUCUUAUACCAGGAGCACCGCCAGAAUUUUGCUAUACGCCCAAAUCGGAGAAGCAACUACCCAAGCAGCCGCUCAUCCACGAGAAAAUCAAGAUUUUGGAGGAAGUGCAGCCCAGAGAGCCACCACCACAGGGUGGUGUGCCCGUCUUUCCACCACCUCUAAAUCUGCAGAGUGUGCAGCACGAGACAACUCUCACCAAGGAGGUCAAGGUGGAGUAUGGACAGCCAAUUGUGCGCCCCGCAGCGGUGCUAGCCACGCCGGCCCAACAGAACACGCGCUCGCCGUCGCCCAAGCCUUCGGCUGAGGGCGUGGCUAUGUCUAAGCUGUGGACUCCCAGUGGCACAGCUGGCUAUACGAGUGAUGUGGAGCAGAAGACAGAGCACCAAAUAAGCAUCACCAAGCUUCCCACGCCCACGCCCACCAAGGAGCUAAAUGCGCCCUUCCUGGUGCAGCAGGUGGCUAAGAAUAUCACGCCACCGACUCCGGCGCCAGUCACGCGCCUGGUCACCGUUGAGCUUGAGCCUGGCACUCCGCCCGAGAUUUGCUUUGCGCCCAAGCAAGAGGAAGUGCGUCGUCAUUCGUUGGUGGAGAGCAUGGAGCAGAAACUGGAACAGAAUCUCAUGCAGGGUCCCAGCAAGGUGCUGCCCCAUUCGGUGCCCACGUUGACGCCCGUCACGGCACCCAAGUCCAAUGGCACCACCAGCUACCGCCCGCCACCCCCCGUGAUGCCCAACCGCCUGGGCGCCCACUAUGAGAGUGACUACGAGAGCGAUCGCUACAAGUACAGCGGCAGCGAGUCCGACGAGCCGGGCAAUCGCGCACGCCAGCAGCAGGCCACCAUGGAGUCGUCGUUCAAGUCGAGUGGCUAUGCGGCCGAUACGGAGGAGCACUCUAGCUAUCGCAAGUCCGAGAGCAGCUUCUAUGAGACUAAAUCAUCGACAACAACAAACCCGCCUGCAGCAGCCAAGCUGCAGCCCGAGCCGCCAGCACAGCUGUACUUUGCCCCACCAGCGGCGCCACAGCAAACUAGCUACAGUCAGGAGGCGAAGAAUUACAAGUACACCUCGUCGAGCAUGACGAGCAAUAUGCAGCAGAGCAGCAGCAGCUCCACACAUCACGAGACCAAGUAUUCCUCGAAUGCCACGCCGCUGGUCACGCCCAGCCCAGUGCCGGCGCAGCGCAAGACGCCCGCUGCGGAGUUCAGCGACUACAGCAGCGAGGUGGACGAGCGUUUCCGUUCGGUAUCGCGAGCCAAUGAAUCCGACUCGGACAUCAAGGGCUAUCGCGUGGUGUUUCCACCAACUCCCACGCCGCGCACCAACAUCGCCAACGGUCACAAGUCGCCGGUGGUGGUGGUGACGCCAUCGCCCAUGGAGUUUGAGCCGAUGCCACCGCAAGUGGGCAGCUUUAGGCGUCCCAAAUUCGAGCCCAUUGGCAAGGAGAUACGCCACGAGAUCAAAACCGAGAGCAGCUCCAAGCAGUACUCGAGCAGUCAGCAGCAGCAGCAGCAACAACCGCAGCCCGUCUUCAAGCCCAAGCCGGUGGCGGCCAAGUUUAUAGCCGCCACUCAGCAGCAGCAGCAGCAGCCGCUGCCGAGCUCACGGCCGACCAUGUACUACAAUGCAGUUGCCGGGACGCCAAUGCACAUGGCUAAGGUGGCCCAUGAGACGAAGAAUGUGAUGCAGAUGCACGAGUCUACGGAGAGCUCUCAGCGUGUUGUCAACAUGCAGCAGACCAAGCGCGUCAUACACUUUGACAACCAACACCAGCAACAGCAACAGCAGCAGCAGCAGCCAGCUCAGGAGCCUUUUCCUUACAGCCCGGCGGGCAGUCGCACGCCGUCGCGUCAGUCGCAUCUGCCACCACCGGCCACGCCCACCAAGUUCAUACCUGGCGAGUAUCGGGAGAGUGACUACGAGAGCGAAGUAGAAGGCACACGCAUUCAGCCACUCUGGUCGCCGUACGGCGAUGGCCUGACCAAGGGCUACCGUCGUGUGGCAGCACCGCAGUCUGGAGGCCGCUCCUGCAGCUUGCCACGCAGUUACGAGCGCGUGCUCUCGCCCAUGGAGUUCGAUCGUGGCCCGGAGAUGCCUAGCAAGAUAUUUGUGGAUGUGAGUACACUGCGCAAGGAGCAGCGUGGCGGCAGCACUGUGACCACACAACAUCGCACGCAGUCGCUGAAUCGCAACAGCACCUUGAGGCAGCAAUUUGGCAAUCGCUUGCCGGAUGGGUCGCAGGAUCAGACAGAUCUGCAGCAGCAGCAGCAGCAGCGAUCGGGCACGUUGCCUCGUUAUGGCUACAGCACACUGCAGCAGCAGGCAGAGGGUCAGGGCAAGCGUAUGGGCUCCUCGUUCCUACAGAAGUCGCAUCAGUUCAUCGAGGAUGUCAGCAGGGACAUGCAGAGCCAGCAGAUCAGCUCGAAUGGCGGUCUGCGUCCAGGCUUUCGGCGUGCGCCAAGCGAGGGCAGCAAUCAACCGCAGGCCUACAGAGAUGAGUCGCGAGUGUCGCAAUACGUGCAACAACAUCAAGGCGGUAUCGGAGGCACCUAUGUACCGCCCUCGUUGACACACGUUUAUGCCCAAGGUGACAUCUCACCGCCUGUAUUCGAGCAAAUCUUUAAGAACGCUCGCUUCGCUCAGGGUGGCAACGCCCUGUUCGAAGGUCGGCUGCGUGGCAACCCGAAGCCAUUCGUUACAUGGACCCGAAAAGGCGCACCACUUCUCGAGUCGCAAAAGUUCCGAAUGAGCUACAACGAGGCCACCGGUGAUGUGUCCCUGCUGAUCAACCAGAUCGGACCCGGCGACGAGGGCGAGUACACGUGUACGGCUCGUAAUCAGUACGGCGAAGCUAUCUGCAGUGUCUACAUUCAACCGGAAGGCGCCCCAAUGCCUGUACUGCAGCCCAUCCAGAAUCUGGAGAAGAACAUCUACUCCAAUGGUUAUUCGUAUACGUCCAUUGAGGAGGAAUUCCGUGUGGAUACGUUUGAGUAUAGACUUUUGCGCGAAGUCUCCUUCAGGGAGGCCAUUACGCGCCGCUCUAGCUAUGAGCAGGACACUCAGCUGUCCCAUGAGCUCGACCGCUCUCUUGGCCCUGCGCACGCACCACAAAUAUCGCAGAAGCCGAGAAGCUCCAAGCUCAUCGAGGGCUCUGAUGCUGUUUUCACAGCCCGCGUGGGCUCCAAUCCGAAACCACGUCUCACCUGGUUCCACAACGGACAACGUUUGGUAGCCUCGCAAAAGUAUGAGAUCUCUUAUUCAAGUGGCGUUGCCACACUGCGCGUGAAGAACGCCAACGCCAAGGACGGCGGCCACUAUACCCUCUUGGCUGAGAAUCUGCAGGGCUGCGUCGUCUCCUCCGCUGUGCUCGCCGUCGAACCGGCAGCUGAAACUACCUAUGAGCCCAAGCCCGUGGAUAUGAUGGCUGAGCAGCUGGAAGUCGGCAAGGCUUUGCCGCCCACUUUUGUUAAGGCCUUCAAUGAACGCGAAGUCACCGAGGGACGCAUGACGCGUUUCGAUUGCCGUGUAACUGGCAAUCCCUAUCCCGAGGUAUUCUGGUUUAUCAACGGCCGCCAAGUGCGGGACGACGCUUCGCACAAGAUUCUGGUCAACGAGUCUGGCAGCCAUUCGCUGAUGAUCACGAACGUGAGCCGCUUAGAUGGCGGCUCUGUUCAAUGCUUGGCCCGCAACAAGGCUGGUGAGGUGGCCAUCGAGGCGCCGCUGCAUGUGCUGGAGAAGGAGCAAGUUGUCGCACCACAAUUUGUGCAACGCUUCAGCACGAUGACAGUGCGCGAGGGUGAGCCCAUCAGCAUGAGUGCCAACGCCAUUGGCACCCCUGUGCCGCGCAUCACCUGGCAAAAGGACGGAGUUCAAAUCUCAUCAACUGCUGAACGCUUUGUGGGCAUCGAUGGCGGCGCCACCUGCCUGGAGAUACCGCAAGUUAAGGCAACCGAUGCUGGCUGGUAUCAGUGUACCGCACAAAAUAUUGCUGGUUCUACAGCGAACCGCGCAAGACUCUAUGUCGAAGUUCCCAGAGAGCAACCAAGUCAAGAACAAAGGCGUCUUAAUCUUCCAAGACCAACGAAAGUUAUCGAGCCUGAGCCAAUCCCUGGGCCAGAAAUUAUUUAUUUGCGCCAUGUGGAACGCGCCAAACCCCAUCUGCGGCCCGGCGAGGAGGAUCGUGUUUAUCCUCCACCACAGUUCAUCAUACCACUGCAGAAUGUGCAGCAGACUGAAGGUGGUCGAGUUCACAUGGAGGCGCGCAUCGAACCCGUCGGCGAUCCCAGCAUGGUCGUUGAAUGGUAUCUCAAUGGUCGUCCACUAGCAGCUAGUGCACGCGCCACGUCUGUCUUCAAGUUUGGCUUCAUUGCUCUGGACUUACUGAGCAUCAUGGGCCAUGAUUCUGGAGAAUAUAUGUGCCGCGUUAGCAAUGCCAGCGGCGUGGCAGAGUCGCGCGCCAUUUUGUCGGUCGUGCAGCGACCUUCCAUUGAGCAAUCGUCGCAGAAUCCGAACAGCUUGCAGUAUAUCAAUCAGCUGGAGGAUUACUCCCGCUAUCAGCGCCAGGAGAGCUCAGAGGAGUUGAUGAAUCAAGCUCCACAAUUCAUACGUCCAUUGCGCGAUCUUGGUGAAUUCGAAGAGGGCAAGAAUGUGCACUUCGAGGCACAAGUGACGCCCGUGAAUGAUCCCAGCAUGCGUGUGGAGUGGUACAAGGAUGGCUUGCCAAUCACCGCCAGCUCGCGUAUCACGGCUAUAUUCAACUUCGGCUAUGUCUCCCUAAACAUAUUGCACCUACGCGCCGAAGAUGCCGGCAACUACACCGUCCGUGCCGUUAAUCGCAUUGGCGAGGCCAUCAGCCAGUCCACCAUACGCGUGCACUCGCGCUCCCAGGUCACCGCCGAUCUGGGCAUACCCGAACAGCAGCGUUACAUUGAGAAGGUUGAGGAAUUGGAAGACUAUCGCAAGUCUCAGCAGCGUCGCCAUGUCCAGGAGGCGCCUGAGGCCAUUGCACCUCCCCAAUUCAAGACACCAAUCCAGAACCAACUGGAUCUGCGUGAGCACGCGCAUGCGCACUUCGAGGCGCGCCUGGAACCCAUUGGCGAUGCUACCAUGCGCGUGGAGUGGCUCAAGGAUGGGCAACCGCUGGAGGCCAGCUCACGCAUCACAACUUAUCACAACUUUGGCUACGUCGCGCUGACCAUCAAACAGAUUACCGUCUACGAUGCCGGCACCUACAUCUGCCGCGCCUACAAUGCCAUGGGUCAAGAUACAACCACGGCCCAGUUGACGGUCGUAUCGAAGAACGAGAUCGUCUCGGACACGCAGCAUCCGGGUGGUCUGCAAAAGAUUCAACAUCUGGAGGACUCCUCGCGUUAUGGUCGCCGCGAAGAAGAAGAAACGUCCAUAACACAGGCACCGCGUUUCCUGGGCCCUCUCAAGGGAACCACCAAGAUCUUGGAGGGUCAACGUGCCCACUUUGAAGCCCGUGUCGAGCCACAGAGCGAUCUGGGCAUGCGCAUCGAAUGGUAUCAUAAUGGACGCGCCAUCACCGCCGCCAAUCGCAUCCAGAUGUACUACGAUUUCGGCUACGUUGCCCUGGAUAUUUCCCAGGUGCGCGCUGAAGAUGCUGGCAUCUACACUGUGGUGGCUAGAAACAAGCUAGGUGAAGCUCAGUUGCAAGCAACGAUGGUAGUGGAAACUCGUUCCAACAUCGACACAUCUAGCAUGCAUCGCGGCCUAUAUGAAAAAACCCAGAACCUGGAGAAUAAGCAAUUCGUAGAGCCUCAGUAUGAUAUUGAGGAGAUCUCCAAGUCAAAGCCCGUCUUUGUGCAGCCUCUGACCGACCCCAAGCCCAUACACGAUGGCAAGAAUAUUCAUCUGGAGUGCCGUCUGGAACCCAUGGGUGAUCCUACUAUGCGCGUCGAAUGGUUCCACAACGGACGCCCCGUAACCGUUGGCUCGCGUUUCCGCACCUAUUACGAUUUUGGUUUCGUCGCCCUGGACAUCAUCCAGGCCACGGCAGCGGACUCCGGCGAGUAUACUGUGCGCGCCACCAACCAUCUGGGCACCGCUCAUACCUCUUCUUGUGUGCGUGUGAUUGAUCGCACCGAUGUGGUGACCGAAACCCAGAACGAGCAGUCGCUCGAGCAGAUUCAGCUGCUUGAGGAUUCGCGUCGUCGUCACCAUCAAGAAGAGGAUAUAACCAUUAUGCAGGCGCCUCAAUUUACACGCGCGCUGCAUAACAUCGAGACCGUUGAGGGCACCAAUGUGCACUUGGAGUGCCGCCUGCAGCCAGUGGGCGAUCCCAGCAUGCGCAUCGAGUGGUUCGUCAAUGGCAACCCGGUAAAGACGGGCCAUCGUUUCCGUCCCGCCUACGAGUUUGACUAUGUGGCGCUGGACUUGCUUGGCUGCUAUGCCAUUGACUCGGGCGUCUAUACGUGCCAAGCCCGUAACCAGCUGGGCGAGGCCGUCACCUCCUGCUCCGUGCGCAUCAUUGCUAAGAAAGAUUUGAUUCUGGAAACCCAGAACGAGUCUGGCCUGCAGAAGAUUCAAUAUCUGGAGGACACCUCGCGCUAUCGUCGCAAUGAGUUUGUGGAUGAGGUGGUCAACAUUCGCCCUCGCUUCCUAACCCAUCCGAAGAGCCUGACCAACACUCGCGAAGGCGCCCACGCCCACUUUGAGUGCAAAAUUGAACCAGUCACCGAUCCCAAUCUGAAGGUGGAAUGGUUCAAGAACGGUCGUCCCAUCACCGUGGGCCAUCGCUUCCGUCCCAUUCAUGAUUUCGGCUACGUGGCCCUAGACAUUGUUGGCCUGAUUGCUGAGGACUCCGGUGUCUACACCUGCCGCGCCGUCAACUUGAUUGGUUCCGAUGAGACUCAAGUGGAGCUGCAGUGCCGCAGUGGCGAGCAAAUUGUCACCGUCACCCAGAACGAGGCUGGUCUCGAGCAGAUUCACUAUCUAGAGGAUCGUUCGCGCUAUAGCCGCCGCGAGGAAGUCGACGAGAGCACCAAGCAGGCGCCAGUGUUCACCACCUCGCUGAAGAACAUUGAGAUCAAGGAGAAUCAACGUGCUCACUUUGAAUGCCGUUUGAUUCCCGUUUCCGAUCCAUCGAUGCGUGUGGAAUGGUACCAUAAUAAUAUGCCUCUGAAAUCGGGCUCCCGUUUCACCGAGACCAACAACUUUGGCUUCGUUGCCUUGGAUAUUAUGUCCACCCUGCCGGAAGAUGCCGGCACCUAUACGUGCCGUGCCUUCAAUGCAGUGGGUGAGGCCAUCACCUCAGCUGUAGCCGUGGUGCACACUAAGAAGUCCAUUUAUCUGGAGUCUCAGCACGAGACUGCAUUGCCGCGACUGCAGCACUUGGAGGAUGGCUCCAAACGCCAACGCGUCAGCCUACAGGACGAGUUCGUCUCGCAGGCUCCGGUCUUCACCAUGCCCGUGCGCGAUGUUCGUGUAGCCGAGAACCAGGCUGUGCACUUUGAGGCACGCCUUAUUCCCGUGGGUGAUCCAAAACUCACGGUUGAAUGGCUGCGCAACGGCCAGCCCAUUGAGGCGUCCAAUCGCACCACCACCAUGCACGAUUUUGGCUACGUGGCUCUGAACAUGAAGUACGUGAAUCCCGAGGAUUCCGGCACCUACACCUGCCGUGCAGUCAACGAGUUGGGUCAGGCUGUGACAUCAGCCUCGCUGAUUGUGCAGUCAAAGACGGCCAUUCAGUUGGAGACGCAGCACGAGGCUGCCAUGCACAAGAUUCAUCAGCUGGAGGAUCACAGCAAAUACCAGCGCCGUGAGGAGGAGGAAUAUUCCGUUACGACUGCGCCAAUGUUUGUCACCAAGCUGAUCGGACCCACCAAUCUGGUUGAGGGCCAGAGUGCCCAUUACGAGUGCCGCAUUGAACCUUAUCCAGAUCCAAACCUGAAGGUUGAGUGGUUCCACAACGGCAAGCCCUUGAGCACCGGCCAUCGCUUCCGCACCACCUACGACUUCGGAUUUGCCGCGCUCGACAUCCUCACCGUCUAUGCGGAGGACAGCGGAGAGUAUACUUGCCGCGUCACCAACAAUCUGGGCGAGGCCGUUAACUCGAUUGCACUCAAUGUUACUUCCCGUUCGUCGAUUAUUCAUGACACCCAGCAUGAGGAGGCGCUGCAUAAGAUUCAGCAUCUGGAGGACGCCUCGCGCUUCCAGCGCAAAGCCGAAGAGGAUCAGUUCCACGCUGAGCGUCCGCAGUUCGGACGCCCACUGCGUAAUGCCAAGGUCAACGAAGGCACACCUGUGCAUCUGGAGGCAACUCUGAUCCCAGUUAAUGAUCCCACAAUGAAGGUCGAGUGGUACUGCAAUGGCAGACCUAUCCAAACGGGUCACCGUUUCAAGACCACCUACGAUUUCGGUUUUGUUGCCUUGGACAUCCUGUAUGCCCACGCCGAGGAUACCGGCACCUACAUGUGCAAGGCCAAGAAUGCUGUUGGGGAAGCUGUCACGACUUGUGCUGUAAACGUAACAGCAAACAAGACACUGGAUCUGGAUACACUCGAUGCCCAGCGGCUGGAGAAGAUUCGCCAGCUUGAGAGUUAUGCGCCACCCACAAAGGCCGAGGUGGAGGAGAAGGGACAGAAACCAAUCUUCCUUACCCCACUUAGCAAUCUGGAGCAUCUGAAGGAGGGUGAGCACGCACACUUGGAGUGUCGCGUUGAGCCCAUCAACGAUGCCAAUCUGAAGAUCGAAUGGUUCUGCAAUGGCAAGCAAUUGCCCACUGGACAUCGUUAUCGCACCACCCAUGACUUCGGCUACGUGGCCCUGGACAUUUUGUAUGUUUAUGGCGAAGACACUGGCACCUACAUGUGCAAGGCUACCAAUCUCCUGGGCGAAGCAGUGAACACCUGCAAUGUCCGCGUGCUUAACAGACGCAGCAUGAUUCUGGAUACCCAGCAUCCGGAUGCCUUGGAGAAGAUUCAGAAGUUGGAGUCCAAGGUAGUCACCACCCGCACUGAAGUCGGCGAUCAUCCAAUUGGACCGCCACACUUCACUGCCGAACUGCGUGGCUCUACUGAGAUCUACGAGGGACAAACGGCCCACUUUGAGGCGCAGGUGGCGCCAGUGCAUGAUCCCAACUUGCGCAUCGAGUUCUAUCAUAAUGGCAAGCCUCUGCCAUCGGCUGCCCGCUUCCACAUCACCUUUGACUUCGGCUACGUGUCCCUGGACAUUACCCAUGCCGUGGCUGAAGAUGCUGGCGAAUAUUCCGUGCGUGCUGUAAACGCUUUGGGUCAAGCCGUCUCUUCAACCAAUCUGCGCGUGAUUGCCCGCGGCACCAUUAUUUCGGACACACAGCAUCCUGAGGGCCUGGAGAAGAUACGCAAAUUGGAAUCUACGGCACCGCACCAGCGCCAGGAGGUGGAAACACCGGGCACACGCCAGCGACCAGUGUUCACCCAGCCGCUUCAAAAUAUUGAUCGCAUCAAUGAGCACCAGACAGCUCACUUUGAGGCGCGUCUGAUCCCAGUGGGUGAUCCCAACUUGAAGGUCGAAUGGUACCGCAAUGAGAAGUUGAUCGAGGACAGUUCCCGCAUCACCAAGCAACACGACUUUGGCUUUGUUUCGCUUGAUAUAUCGCACAUCCGCAAGGAGGAUGAGGGCGUUUACAUGUGCCGCGCUGUCAAUCCUCUCGGAGAGGCCGUUACCACCGCUUCCAUGCGAGUAGUUACUGAGGCCACCAUCCAAAUGGAUACUCAGCAUCCGGACAGCAUUCGUCGUAUACAUCAGCUGGAAAAGCCUCUGGCUCCACUUCCCACCGAACCUGAGCGCCUCUUCGAAAAGCCCAUCUUUACGCAGCUGCUUACGGGACCCUCCGAGGUAUGGGAGGGUGCUCACGCUCACUUUGAGGCACGUGUGGUACCUGUGGGCGAUCCCUCACUUAAGUUCGAGUGGUUCGUUAACGGCGUUGAGCUGCAAAUGGGCUCACGUCUGCGCACCACACACGACUUUGGCUUUGUCACGCUCGACAUCGCCGCUGUGGUGCCUGAAGACGCUGGUGUCUACAUGUGUCGUGCUUACAAUGCUGCUGGCGAGGCUGUGUCCUCUACGGCCAUGAAGGUGAAGACCAGAGCCAAUAUUGAUGGACAGCCCUUGAUACCCGAGUCCUGGGAGGCCAUUCGUCUGAAGGAGGCCGCUAUGAACCGUGUGCCCGAAAUGUUUGUGGACUCUACUCCUCAGCAAGCGCCAGUGUUCACUACGCACUUGCAGAGCUACGACAAAUUGCACGAGGGUCAACAUGUGCAUCUGGAGGCUCAGGUGGAGCCACGCGCUGAUCCUAAUCUGCGCAUCGAAUGGUUCAAGAAUGGCAUCUCACUGACCACUGGCUCACGCAUACGCAGCACCUUUGACUUUGGACUAGUGACCUUGUCCAUCAAUGGCUUGCGCGAGGAUGACUCCGCUAUUUACACCUGCAAGGCAACCAACCAGGUGGGCGAGGCUGUGUCGACUUCAUCACUCAAGAUCGAAGAUCGUCCUUGGCUACAUGCGGAGUCCCUGCAUCCGGACUCACUGCCACGCAUUGGCGAACUGGAGGCACCUAAGGAAGGCCGUAAAGAUGCACCUGAGCCCACUUAUGAGACUCCUGUGUUUAUCACACAUCUGAACAACAUUGAGUGCAAGGAAACGGACAGCGUGCGCUUUGAGUGCAACGUGGAGCCAGCGCGUGAUCCAACCAUGAAUAUUGAAUGGUUCUACAAUGGACAAUUGUUGCAGGCAGCUGCCAAAUUCAAGUCUAUCUAUGACUUUGGCUACUGUGCUCUGGAUCUGAACAAUUCGUAUGCAGAGAACAGCGGCAUCUACACUUGCAAGGCCACAAACAGCAAGGGCUCGGCCACUACUUCUGGCACUCUGAAAUGCACAGGCGGCAAGACCAUGUUCUUCGACACUCAGCAUCCACAGGGUGAGAGCGGCCUUGAAGCCGUGCAGGAGACGGAAGAAGCAUUGGCCAAUCGCUAUGCCCAGAAACCAAGCAAACCUGAAACUCAAUACCCACCGCCGGUAUGGACCAAGCCAUUGCAGCAAGAGUUCCAUCUAAGUGAGGCGCAGCCCAUCCAUUUGGAAGCCAACGUGGAACCGAAAGAGGAUCCAAAUCUGUUCAUCGAAUGGUAUUUCAACGGCAAGCUGCUGCAGCAUGGCUCACGCUUCAAGAUGACCAGCGAAUUCGGAUUCGUCACUAUGGACAUGAUUGAGGUGUACUCCAGAGAUCAGGGCAUCUACACUUGCAAGGCCUACAACAAGGCUGGCGAGGCGUUCACAUCCACCACUAUUUUCUGCUCAAGCAAGGACAGCAUCAUUGAAUCCACGCAGCAUCCCAAGGGUGCCGAGGGUCUGGAGCAAAUUCAGGAUUUGGAGGAUUCUCUACGCAAGGAUGGCAGCAAGCCUGAGCAGCCAGAACAGGGCAUUGCACCACGCUUCACCACCGAAUUCGUUAACAUUGUAGACAUUGGCGAAGGUGAGUUGGCCCAUUACGAAGCCAAUCUCAUUCCUCUGGGCGAUCAGAGCAUGGUCAUUGAAUGGUUCUUCAAUGGCAAAGUUCUUGAGGCCAGCCAUCGCGUGCGCACCAUCUACGCCUUUGGCACCGUCGCUCUGGAAGUGCUGGGCACCAAGAUCGAAGACACCGGCACCUACACCUGCCGUGCCACAAACAAAUAUGGCUCGGCUGAGAUCAGCUGCACAUUGGAGUGUGUUGAGAAGCCUCGAGGCCAGAAGCCUCACUUCACGUCGCACAUUCAGCCGCUGCAGGGCCUGAAGGAUGGCCAAUCUGCUCACUUUGAGUGCACCUUGAUUCCGGUUAACGAUCCGGACCUCAAGGUUGAGUGGUACCAUAAUGGCAAACUGCUCCGUCACUCAAAUCGCAUCAAGACGGUCUCCGACUUUGGCUAUGUGGUCCUGGAUAUUGCCUACCUGCAGGAUCACGACAGUGGCGAGUACGUUUGCCGCGCCUACAACAAGUAUGGCGAGGACUUCACUCGCACCACUCUGAACUGUGGUGGACGCGGUGGCGUAUUCUAUGACAGCUUGCAGCCUGAUUCUCUACAGAGGAUUCGGGAGCUGGAAUGCCCGCAAGGACAGCAAGCGGAUACCGGCGCUCCAGUGGUUGCCGAACCACCCAAAUUUAUCACACAAAUCAGCGAUGUUACCAAGUUGGUGGAAGGCCAGAGCGCUCACUUUGAGGCCCGCCUGACGCCCAUUACCGAUCCCGACUUGGUGGUCGAAUGGUAUUUCAAUGGCAAGAAGCUGCCACAUGGCCAUCGCUUCCGCACUUUCCACGACUUUGGCAUUGUCAUCUUGGAUAUCCUGUAUUGUUAUGAGGAGAACUCUGGUGUCUAUGAGUGCCGCGCUUACAAUAAAUAUGGCGAGGACGUCACCCGUGCCACGCUAAAGUGCGCAUCCAAGGCCAGUCUGAUCUUGGACUCCCAGCUGCCACGUGGCAUGGAAGGUGGCCUGGAGAAGAUUGCCAAUCUGGAGUACAGCAUGGUACGCACCCGCGAGGAGACCACCGAGGAAACCAGAGGAAAGGCACCUGUGUUUACUGUGCCGCUGGAGAACAUAGACAACCUGCGCGAGGGCGAGAAUGCUCACUUUGAGGCUCGCAUUACGCCUGCUGACGAUCCCAAGCUGAAGGUAGAGUGGUACUGGAACGGCCGUCCACUGAAGGCUGGCUCUCGGUUCCGCACUUUCUGCGAUUUCGGCUUUGUUAUUCUUGAGAUUUCGCCUGUCUAUCCCGAGGAUUCUGGUGAAUACUCGUGCCGUGCCAUCAAUGAGUAUGGAGAGGCUGUGACCACCGCAACAAUGAAGAUCCAGGGCAAGCGUAGCAUUAUUAUGGAAUCACAGCUGCCCAAGGGCAUGGAAGGAACCAUCGAUCGCAUUGCUGAAUUGGAAGGCCUGGGCUCUCGUAGCACAGAGUUUGUGCCCGAAGACGAUACCGGCAAGCCACCUGAGUUUAUUACAACGCCGUUCGACAUGGUCAUCGGAGAGAACUCGCUGGCCCACUUCGAAUGCCGUCUGCAGCCCAUUAACGAUCCGUCCAUGCGCGUGGAUUGGUUCCACAACGGCAAGGCCUUGUGGGCCGGCUCCCGCAUCAAGACCAUCAAUGACUUUGGCUUUGUCAUCCUGGAGAUUGCCGGCUGCUAUCAGCGCGAUACGGGUCUGUAUACCUGCAAGGCGACCAACAAGCACGGCGAGGCCACCGUGUCCUGCAAAUUGCAGGUCAAGGGUCGCCAGGGCAUUGUCAUGGAGCCGCAGCUGCCCUCGAACUUCCGCACUGGCACUGAGAGCUUGCAAAAGCUGGAAGAGAGCAUGCACAAGCGGGAGGAGAUUGUCAUCGACGAGGAGCAACCAAAUCCACCCAAAUUCAUUGAGGACAUCAAGGAUAACUUGGACGUACCCGAAGGUGGACCAAUUCACUUCGACUGCCGCGUCGAGCCCGUCGGUGAUCCAACAAUGCGCAUUGAAUGGUACUACAAUGGACGUGUCAUGGCCACUGGAUCCAGAGUGCAUCAACUGAACGACUUUGGCUUCAUUGCUUUGGAUAUUGACUACAUCUAUGCUAGGGACUCUGGCGAAUAUACUUGCCGAGCCACUAACAAGUGGGGCAGUGCUACCACCACUGCCAAGGUCACCUGCAAGGGCAAGCACAGCAUUGUCUACGACUCACAGCUGCCUGAGGGCAUGACCGCCGAAAAGUUGAAGGAACUGGAACGUGGACGCAUACCAGAGGCGCCCAAGGUUGUCGAAGAGCAGUUUGGACCACCGAAAUUCAUCACACAAAUCGCGUCCUGCACAGCCGAGGAGUCUGAAGCUGUGAGAUUCGAAUGUCAAGUGGAGCCAAAGACCGAUCCCAAUCUGCGUGUCGAGUGGUAUCGCAAUGGCAAGCCUCUGCCCUUGGGUCAUCGCUAUAGAAACGUCUUCGACAUGGGCUUCGUCUCGCUGGACAUUUUGUAUGUGUACAGUGACGACUCUGGUGAAUACGUUUGCCGUGCUGUCAACAAAUACGGCGAAGAUCGAACCAAGGCCACCGUCUCGUGCAAGAAAUUGCCGACGAUUUUGCUGCAAAAUCAGGUGCCACGUGGCAUGAAGCGCUCGGAAACGCUCACCCAAAUGGAGGCCACCAUCAAGAAAUACACCUCCGAGGUACACUUAACCGAGGAUGAUCUAUUCGACCCCGAUCGCAAGCAGCCCCCACGGUUUGUUACGCAGAUCAAGGAGCAGCUCACAUUGACGGAAAUGGCUAAAACCAAGUUUGAGUGCCAGUUGGCGCCUGUGGGCGAUCCGAACAUGAAGGUUGAAUGGUUCUUCAAUGGCAAACCCUUGCUCUACAAGAAUCGCUUCCAGCCCAUUUACGAUUUUGGCUAUGUGGCCAUGAACUUUGGCUGGGUUUAUCCCGAGGACAGCGGUGAAUAUGUUUGCCGUGCUACAAACUUGUAUGGUAUGGACGAGACCCGUGCUAUAAUAAAGGUAUCUGGUAAGCCAGGCAUCGUCUACGACUCCCAGCUGCCUGCCCAUAUGCAGAGCAUUGAUCGCAUUCGCGAAAUGGAAGCUUCCUGGCAAGUUGUACCAGAAGAGGUUGAUCCUGAUGCCAAGCCCAGAACGAAGCCUGUUUUCGUUAGCAAGCUGGAACCACAGACGGUUGAGGAAGGCGAUCCAGCCAGGUUCUGCGUGCGUGUCACAGGAUAUCCACGUCCUCGUGUCAUGUGGCUAAUCAACGGUCACACUGUUGUUCACGGCUCUCGCUACAAGCUGACCAACGAUGGCAUGUUCCAUCUUGAUAUACCCAAGACGCGUCAAUAUGAUACAGGCAAGGUGGAGGUAAUAGCGCGCAAUUCUGUGGGCGAAUCACUUGCUUCGACCGAACUGAAUGUUGUCGCACGCUCCGAUGACUAUCGCAAUGUGCUCAAGAACUCACCACGCCCGUGGUACGAUUACGAACUAGCAGCCUAUCAGAAGGAGCGUCAGGAGAACGAGUUGGAAAAGGUAUUCGAUGAACGUAAGCAAUAUUUGUCCGAACAGAGUGCGCACACCCUGAAGGGCGUUGAGCACCUGAAGCCCAAACAGUACAAGCCCCAAACACCCGACUGGCAGCAGAACGUCAAGGCCAAGAAGAGCGAGGAGUACUACAACAAGCUGCAGGAGCUGGAAACCGAGCAACUGCUCAAGGAGACCACGCUGCGCAGAGACAACCAUCAAUAUGCCAUUCCCGGUGAGAAGGUUGUGAGCAGCUCAGCUGCCAAGGGCAUGGCACAGUCUUACGAGGAGAAUCUUCAAGAGCAAACGAGCACCACCCAAAUCAAGGCCGCACCACCAAAGGGUACAGCGCAGCCCUCCGAGUCGUCGGUGCAUGGACGCGAGGUGCACAUGAACAAACAGCAACAAGUGCAGAAGGAGAUCCAAGGUGACUUGGAGAUUACACGUAAGAUCACUGCCACCGAAACUACCGAAGUGGAGCACAAGGGCACCAUUCAAGAGCGCGUUGUAAAGGGCCCCGUCAAGCCCUCUAAGGCACCUGUCUUCACCAAAAAGAUUCAGCCAUGCCGCGUCUUUGAGAAUGAGCAGGCCAAAUUCGAGGUGGAGUUCGAGGGCGAGCCAAUGCCAACGGUGAAAUGGUUCCGUGAAAACUUCCCCAUCCAGAACUCACCUGACCUCCAGAUCCACACGUUUAGCGGCAAAUCCAUAUUGAUCAUACGCCAGGUCUUCAUUGAGGACUCAGCUGUAUUUACCUGUGUGGCAGAGAAUCGUGGCGGAACUGCCAAGUGCAGUGCCAAUUUGGUUGUGGAGGAGCGAAGACGCGCCGGCAAGGGCGGCAUACAACCACCAAGCUUUGUGUCCACCAUCCAGAGCACCACCGUGUCCACUGGCCAGCUGGCACGCUUCGAUGCCAAGGUAACCGGCACACGCCCCAUGGAUGUUUAUUGGCUGAAGAACGGCAUGAAGGUUCAGCCCAGCAUCAAGUUCAAGAUGCUGGAAGAGGACAACAUUCACACCUUGCUGAUCAUUGAACCAUUCGCUGAGGACUCUGGCCGCUAUGAGUGCGUGGCUGUCAACGCCGCUGGCGAGGCACGUUGCGAUGGCGAUUGCAUUGUUCAAUCUCCCACCAAGCCGGAGAAGCCAACAACGCCCGGUAGCGAGAAGGCGCCACACAUUGUGGAGCAGCUGAAGAGCCAGUCCGUUGAGGAGGGCAGAAAAGUGAUCUUCCGUUGCCGUGUGGACGGCAAGCCCACGCCCACAGCACGCUGGAUGCGUGGCGAGAACUUUGUGAAGCCAUCUCGCUACUUCCAAAUGACGCGUCAAGGCGAAUACUAUCAGCUGAUCAUCUCGGAGGCAUUCCCCGAGGAUGAGGGCACCUACAAGUGCGUCGCCGAGAACAAGCUAGGCAGCAUUCAGACCAGUGCACAGCUCAAAGUGCGUCCAAUCGAGAAUCUCGAUGCUCCACCAACCAUCACAGCGCUCAAAGACGUCUCUGUCACCGAGGGCAUGCCAGCUCAGUUCAAAACCACUGUCACCGGCAAAGUAAAAGCAACCAGUGUGCAGUGGUUCCGCGAGGGACAGCUGAUACCGGAAACACCUGAUUUCCAGAUGAUCUUUGAUGGCAACAGUGCCGUGCUUUUGAUUGGCACCACCUACGAGGAGGAUUCGGGCAUCUUUACUGUGCGCGUGACAUCGUCAACUGGACAGGUCGAGUCAUCAGCCAAACUGACUGUUAAAAGUAAGGAUUAAACUAAAAACUAAGCAAAACCAAAACCAGAGUUCGUAAACAACAAGAAAACAAAACGUAAGCGAACAGUGUUCGAAAAGUCCAAAGAAUGCUCAAAAAAGAAAAACAAACACACACACACAACGACCAAA